Sclerotinia sclerotiorum 1980 UF-70 is the source of this 90-nucleotide messenger RNA. RefSeq lists its product with no specific name. The transcript has a single exon. Bases 1 to 90 code for a protein of 29 amino acids. The record is from RefSeq and is a predicted model, not a curated record. NCBI's taxonomy places the organism in Eukaryota, Fungi, Ascomycota, Leotiomycetes, Helotiales, Sclerotiniaceae.
AUGACUGUUCGAGAAGCAGGUGCUUCGAUCAAAGCUACUAUGGGUACACAUAGAGGACAAUUACUUAAAGAAGUGAUAGAAGCGAACUGA